Molecule: messenger RNA, 818 nt
Organism: Ctenocephalides felis (cat flea)
Lineage: Eukaryota; Metazoa; Arthropoda; Insecta; Siphonaptera; Pulicidae
Product: general odorant-binding protein 67-like
Exons: 7
Coding region: 138-779 (213 amino acids)
Molecular function (GO): odorant binding
Source: RefSeq, a predicted model, not a curated record
GCUCAUCCAAUAAUAUGUGACAUAUUGUCAACAAAUAUAUAAAACGCACUACAUCGCAUUAUCCGUAAUCAGUUAUGAAGUAACCGUGAACGUUCAAUUUAGAUCAUAAAUCGCAAAUUUCAGUGAAUACUACAAGCAUGUGGAAGUAUGCUGUCUUGAUUUGUUUUCUUGCCAUGGUGUGCUCUGGAGAAGAUCUUCCGGAAAUUUGCAAAACAUUUCCCAGAGGAGCCUUCUAUUCAUGCUGCGAAAUUCCUCGGCUAAUAGCAGAAGUGGAUUGGAAACGUUGCGUAGAAGCCAACAAGGAAAACUCCGAUGAAACUACAACCGCCGCAGCAACCACAACUGAUGCUGCGACGGAGUUAAAAACCCAUAGUCGUGAAAGGAUUAAGAAGUUUAGACAUUUCAUGGGCAAGUGUUAUGGAGACUGUGUUUUUGAAGACGCCGGUCUGAUUGUUGACGGAGAGCUGGAUUUCGAUGCCGUCAAAGAAUUGGGUUUAUCAAGGGUUGAAGGAAAUGCCACGUGGAUACCGGUUAUGGAAGAAUCGAUUGCUAAUUGUACUGAUGCUAUGGAUUCUAUUUCGGAAGAAAGAGCCAAAGUAUGUAAGACAAAGGCUGAUAUUUUCAUAAUGUGCUUGCAUGGAUCACUUUUCAGGAAUUGCCCAAUGGAAUUUUGGAGAAAUGAUGAAAAAUGCGAUUCUGCAAAAGAAUUCUUUACGACUUGCCCAGAAAUUUUGAGACACAGAAAGGAACAACCAGCUGAUGCAAAUGAAAACAACUAACAAAAAUGCAUAUUAUAGUGUUGACUAUAUCUGUAACUG